AUGCAAAGGCCAAGGUGGUUUCGACGCCUUUCGCUGAGCACCGAUGGCGACCGUGCUGCUUUGUUUGCGUGUGCGUGGCCCGCAUGAUCGAGACACUGCCGUUAACUGCAAAGUGCUGGUCUAUUUCCAAGCAUGGUGGUGCUUGUGCAAUGCAGUUGCAUUUGGAUUCGUGGGUCAGAGAAUUUCGACAGCCCCUUGCGUGAGCACCUGAGCUGCCACCCAUAUAAGAGAGUUACCCCAGCGCCUCGUCUGCCCAUCACUUGACGAUCCAUCAAAACAUCGACUUACCAAUCAACAAAAUGGUCAACUUCCACAUCACCGAGCCUCACCCUUCCGCCAAGUCUUACAUGUACUCUGGCCGUGGAGGUGCCGGCAACGUUACUCGCAUCAAGGCUGCUGAGAUCACCGACGGCCGCACAGCAACUGGCCCAGCAUCUCGCGUCAAGCUCACUCCUCCUCCCACCACUGGAUACUUUGCCUCCGGGCGUGGAGGUGCCGGCAACAUGCGCACCCACAAGGAGCGCGCUAUGUUCAGCUUCGACGAGGAACUCGAGCAGCAGGAGCGCCUUCGCAGCCAGCAAGCCCCCGUCUACCACAUUGGCCGUGGCGGUGCCGGAAACCUGGUCGACGAGAUGAAGCCAAAGAGUCAGCGCCAGAACUCCGCAUCCUCAAGCAGCUCUGUCGAGAGCGAGAAGGAUGGCGUUCGCAGGAGCCUGGAGAGGUGGGGCAGCCGCCUGUCUCGCAGGGUGUCAAACUACUAGACACUUGCUCUUCUCUUCACUUCGCUACUUCUAUUACGGCAGUCGACAUCCGGUUGAGGGCUGGUCCUGAUUCCCUCCCCCGUCUACUACCCAACUUCAUCUCCACACCACAUUGAAGCAUUCAGCACGGCGUUUCGGACCAUUGUAUCAACAUCACCAAAAAGUUCCAUUAUCAUUUACACACAAC
Molecule: messenger RNA, 948 nt
Organism: Boeremia exigua
Lineage: Eukaryota; Fungi; Ascomycota; Dothideomycetes; Pleosporales; Didymellaceae
Exons: 2
Coding region: 300-761 (153 amino acids)
Source: RefSeq, a predicted model, not a curated record